AUGGGACGCCUAUCUAAAACUCGUAAACAUUGUAAAAAAGCACGUCUCACCAAAAAUUCCAAACCUUAUAAUCUAUCAUCCCCAAUUGAUCAAUCUAAUCGAUACCAAAUUUCUACAUGUAAUUUUUAUAUUUAUCGACGUAGAAAUUUUCAACCAGUUACGAUUGAAAACAAUUCAAUCGAUCUAAAUAAAUCUGAAAAUUUAGUUAAUCAACAACAAACAUCAACUUCGCAAUCAGCCAUCUUGAAAUUAUUUAAUAAUAUGAUAUAUAAAGAUAGACCAAAUAAAGAAAAAAUCUUAUCUCCGUAUUUACAAGAAAAAGCCACAGAGUUGUUAUUCGCAAGUCAUAAAAAAUCUAAUCUAAAAGUAAAUAUACUUCCAAAAUUAGAUCGUCUAUUAGAAAAAAAAAGAAAAAUAUCAGAUAAAAAUAUUGAAAAAGCUAUAAUUAAAAAAAUUAAACAAAAUAAUCGUGAAUAUACACCUGAGUUCAUUUCUAUGGCUACGAAUUUAAGUACUUUUGGUCAUACUUCAAUAUCAUCAAUGAUACAAUGCACAAAAGAAAUUAUAACAUUUCUUACUGGUCGGCCUUCUAAGUCAUGCUUAUCUUCAAUAUGUAUAUCUUACUGGAAUGAAAACAAACAAGAACCUAUGCUUACUAUCCUUAAUAUGAAAGAUUUGGAUCGUUGUUCAGCAUCCACAGUAUCUUUAAGCGUUGAAGAAGCUAUUAGUAAAAAUUUAUUAAAUCCAGCACAAUGUCAAUAUUGGCUUACUGAUAAUACAGCUUAUAUGUCAAGAUCAACUGCUGGUGCUGUUGUUAAAUUUAAUCAGCAAUAUUCGGCAAAAACAACUCGAAUUCCUUGUGGUUUACAUGCAUUACAUAUAGCUUCAAUUAAUGAUUUGCAAAUAGCAUCUGAACAUCCUGACGAAGUCUUUGUAGAAAAGAUGUUACUAGCUCAUGAAACUUUAUCUACAGAUGAGUUUAAUGAUUUAAUUAAUAGAAUUGAAUACAGAUUAGUAAAAGCAUUAGAUGCAUUUAAAUGGUGGAUGGAUCCAUGGACACAUUUACCUCUUUCUAUAUGCCAGCUUGGAGGAAUUCAUGGCCCCGAUUUUGCAGUUGCAAUUAUUAAG
Molecule: messenger RNA, 1128 nt
Organism: Racocetra persica
Lineage: Eukaryota; Fungi; Glomeromycota; Glomeromycetes; Diversisporales; Gigasporaceae
Source: the annotation of a GenBank genome assembly